Nematolebias whitei (Rio pearlfish) is the source of this 1191-nucleotide messenger RNA. RefSeq names its product serine protease inhibitor A3M. The record is from RefSeq and is a predicted model, not a curated record. Gene Ontology annotation, molecular function: serine-type endopeptidase inhibitor activity. Gene Ontology annotation, biological process: negative regulation of endopeptidase activity. Lineage: Eukaryota; Metazoa; Chordata; Actinopteri; Cyprinodontiformes; Rivulidae. The coding region runs from base 82 to 1179 and encodes 365 amino acids. The transcript is spliced from 5 exons.
GUGGUCUGUGUGGGAAGAGGUGCUCAUGAUCCAUGCCAUGUCCAAAACACCACAGUGGACCGCUUCAACGAUGGAUUGGCAAUGGUGUUAUCGGCCAACAAAGAGUUUGCCUUCCGUCUGUACAGGGAAUUAUCAGGUCUCUCUGACACUCGAGGCAAAAACGUCUUCUUCUCACCCUUUUGUGUAUCUGGGAUCUUAGCCACUUUGUCUAUUGGGGCCCGAGAAGAGACCCACCAACAGAUUUUCAAUGUCCUGGGGUUCAACAACUUCCAGCUGUCCCAAACUGAUGUAGAGGAAGCCUUUUGUAGAAUUGUUAAAAGUGAACAGGCACAAACCAUCACUUCAGGUACUGCUGUGUUUGUAGACAACAUGUUUGAGCCUCAGCCUGAGUUCCUGGAUGUCUUGAAGCAGUUUUCCUUUGUUAAAGUCUUCAGUGUUGAUUUCACCAAGGCCAUAGACUCUGUCAAUACCCUCAAUAAGUACGUUUCAGAUAAGACUAAUGGAAGGAUCAACAAACUGGUCGACAGCCUGAAUUCAAGCACAGUCUUGUAUCUCCUCAACUACAUUUACUACAAAGGAAAGUGGCCAAUUGGGUUUGAUCCUGCCCUGACCAAGCUGGAUGAAUUCAACGUGGAUGAAAAUAAUAAGGUUCCAGUCCAGAUGAUGAAAAUAGAAAAGCACUUUUAUACUUUUGAUGAAGAAAUCGGCACAUUUGUCCUCCACCUUCCCUUCAGCAACUCCUUCUCCAUGCUGCUGCUGAUGCCUGAUAAUAUGACUACUCUGGAGAACAUUAUCAGUCCCGCUCAUGUUACUGAAUGGCUGAAUGUGACAGAGUCUAGGGAUUGUGGCAUUUAUAUUCCCAAGUUUUCCAUCAAGACUUCCUACACCCUGAAUGAUGUGCUGAAGGAAAUGGGAAUGACAGACAUGUUUGAUCAUGCAAAUCUGAAUGGCAUUUCUAAAAAUGAACGUAACCUGACAUCAGAGGUUGUGCACCGAGCUGCUCUGGAUGUUGACGAGGCAGGAGCCACAGCUGCUGCUGCUGCAGGAAGAGUCGCCUUUGAUUCUGCUUGUCUGAAGCCAGCUUUGAAGUUUAAUAGUCCUUUCAUAUUGAUGAUGAUUAUUGAACGACGUACCGAGUGCAUACUUUUCAUGGGCAAGAUUUCCAACCCAAACCUGUGAAUGGGUGGGGGG